This is a messenger RNA of Funneliformis geosporum, 822 nucleotides long. The record is from the annotation of a GenBank genome assembly. NCBI's taxonomy places the organism in Eukaryota, Fungi, Glomeromycota, Glomeromycetes, Glomerales, Glomeraceae.
AUGGUAAUAAGUACAAGGGUUCCUGAAAAUAUAGAAAAAGUGAAAUAUUCUGGUGUGUACAUAUUUCCACCUAAAAAAGUGAUUAAAAGUGGAAGACCUGUAAUGGGAUUGGAUUUUGCUUCAUUAUAUCCUAGAAAGAAAAAGCAACAUCUUGAAAAGAUGAUAAGUUCAGCUAAAGAAAGUGGUAAAAGGAUACCAGAAAGGUUAAAUUUAGAAUAUUUAUCUGUAUGCUUUGAUUACGAUUAUUGGGAUUCAAAGCAAAAAGCUUUGAAGGUAUACAUAAACACUUUUUAUGGAGAAGCUGGAAACUCACUAUCUCCAAUUUUUCUUUGUGAAUUAGCCUGUGAAACUACUAUGGCGAAAAAAUACAACCUUAACCUUGUUACUAAAUUCAUAUCAAAGAAAGGGUUUAGGAUAAAAUAUGAGAAUACCGAUUCUUUGUAUCUCAUCUGCCCAGAUAGGUAUUAUGAAAAAUGCAAUGAAGCCUUCUUUAGAGAAAAACUUUCCAAAAGAGCGUACUGGACUGAAAUGAUGGCAUAUGAAGAGAUAUUAUUUCCCAUCUGCUUUACUGGUAAAAAGAAGUACUUUGGGGUUGAGCAUGAAGAUGUAGUAAACUUUAAACUGAAAAAUCUUUUCAUGAAAGGGAUAGAUACUGUAAAGCAAAGUAAAUUCCAGCUUCUUAAAUUCAUCAGAGAGAAGAUAAUGAGAGUGGCUAUAGAUAUAAAUAAUAUGCGCUUAAUUCAUAUAAUUGUUAAAGAUACUUUUAGAGAAGCAGGAAACAAGAAAUGGGAUUUCAAUGAAUUUAUUGUGAUGUGGACAUAG